GCAUGCGCACUAUUGCCGUUCCCCGCCCCCCCACCCCGUCGCCACACCCCGGGACUCUGCGUGAAACAUGGUACUGUCGGAGCUGGCCGCGCGCCUGAACUGCAACGAGUACAAGAACUGGGUGAAGGCAGGACACUGCCUGCUGCUGCUGCGCAGCUGCCUGCAGGGCUUCGUCGGGCGCGAGGUGCUCUCCUUCCAUCGUGACCUACUCGCCACAGCGCCCGGCCUGGGACCCCGAGCUACCUGCAGCGGCGGCUCACGGUGCCAACCCCGCGCUCGCCAGUUUCAACCUCAGUGUCCCGUGUGUGCUGAGUGGAAACAGGCGAUUUUGAGACAUCACGUCCACAGAAAUGGAGACGUGUACUGGGGAAACUGCCGGCCAGGCCGUUGGCCCCUGGAUGCUUGGGAAGUGGCCAAGGCCUUCAUGCCUCGAGGACUGGCAGACAAACGAGGACCUGAAGAGUGUGAUGCUGUUGCUCUUUUGAGUCUCAUCAACUCCUGCGAUCACUUUGUGCUUGAUCGGAAGAAAGUCACAGAGGUGAUUAAAUGUCGUAAUGAGAUCAUGCACUCUUCAGACAUGAAAGUGUCAUCUAUGUGGCUUACAGAUUUUCAGAUGAAGAUCCAAAAUUUUCUGAGAGAAUUUAAGAAUAUCCCAGAGAUUGUGGCAGCAUACUCCAGAAUAGAACAGCUGUUGACCUCAGACUGGGCCGUUUACAUUCCUGAGGAAGAUCAGCGGGAUGGGUGUGAAUGUGAACUAGGGAGUUACCUGAGUGGGAGCCAAGUCCAUGAAAUCGAAAUGGAAUUACUAAAGGAAAAACUGCAGGAGAUGUGUCUUCAAGCAGAAGAAGAAGAGGUGUGGCCCAACGAGAUCUUAACUCAACUGGAAAUGGUAAAGGAAUUUCUGAGAAACAAUGAAGAUCUUAGAAAGGGUCUUACAGAUGAUAUACAGAAGCUAGACAGCCUCUAUCUGCAACAUCAAAAACCAGAUUCAAAGGCAGCUGAGAGCCAGACACCUGAAAGAAAGGCGUGAGGUGAGGUUUAGGCAUAGGAUGUUUAAAUAAGGACACAAUAGCCUUGCCUCUUUGAUGUCUGUUCUCUUCUGUGAAGCCAUACUGAAUACAACAGUCUAACCUGGUUCCCCUACGCCCUCAUUAUUUCAAAGGAAGGCCACUGAGCUUCGUGCUCUUUCUCUAAUUAAUGGCUCUUACAUUUGUGAAGGCAUUCAGCAUCAACUCUUUGCCAGCUUUCUUAGCCAGAAGUCACUAGUCUGGUCUUAGGUGAAUCAACUUUAAAAACACAAAAUCUGAAGUAUUUCUGCCCCACCCCCUCCUAAUAGUGGCAGCUAUGCCCAGCUUUACUUUGGCAUUAAUAGAAUUUGGAAUACUGGUUAAUGUAGCUAACCAUCUUCAGAGUUAUUAGGGUUUUACUUGUUUUUCUCUUAGAGAAAAUGAAUGCUACUUUUUUUUGGUCCUGGGGCUUGAACUCAGGGUAUAGGCACUGUCCCUGAGCUUCUUUUGCUCAAA
Perognathus longimembris pacificus (Pacific pocket mouse) is the source of this 1523-nucleotide messenger RNA. RefSeq names its product chromosome 28 CXorf38 homolog (gene C28HXorf38). The transcript is spliced from 6 exons. The record is from RefSeq and is a predicted model, not a curated record. Bases 68 to 1030 code for a protein of 320 amino acids. NCBI's taxonomy places the organism in Eukaryota, Metazoa, Chordata, Mammalia, Rodentia, Heteromyidae.